Cydia strobilella is the source of this 1624-nucleotide messenger RNA. Its product is annotated as proton-coupled folate transporter-like. NCBI's taxonomy places the organism in Eukaryota, Metazoa, Arthropoda, Insecta, Lepidoptera, Tortricidae. Bases 98 to 1624 code for a protein of 508 amino acids. The transcript has 7 exons. The record is from RefSeq and is a predicted model, not a curated record. Gene Ontology annotation, cellular component: membrane. Gene Ontology annotation, biological process: transmembrane transport. Gene Ontology annotation, molecular function: transmembrane transporter activity.
UACAACGCGUACCAAUAUUUGAUCGCGUUGCACGUAUCUUGAAAAUUUCCACCAGUUUUAGAACAAAAUUGUAUAUUUUAAACCUACUCUUAAAACUAUGGAUUCUCCCGAAGAAGCACCGUUGAAAGCAAACUACAAAGCAAAUCAGAAAGAAAGGAAAACUUUGAAAGAGAAAAUAAAAUAUGUAAAAGACAAUAUUACUGUGGAACCUGUUGUAGCUUGUUUUGUAAUUCCUGGAGUACUAGCCCGACUGGCAACGCAAAAUCUUAAUUUAGAUAAAGCCUGUCGGGUUAACUUGGGGUACGGCGAUGCUGUGUGCGACUCCUUGCUGGCUAGAGAAAGCAACAAGUAUCUAAAAGAAGAAUUGGCCGUACAAGAACUUGUGGCGUCAAUGGAAGUUUGGAAGAACUUGAUCGUGACAGCUAUACCAAGCUUUCUAAUACUAUUCUUAGGCGCAUGGAGUGACAGGACGAGAAAAAGAAAAAUAUGCAUCCUAUUGCCAGUCAUUGGAGAUCUUCUCAUGUGCCUAAGUAAUAUUUUGAGUGUGUAUUUCUUUUAUGAAAUACCAGUACAGUUAACAAUGUUUCUAGAAGCAAUUUUUCCAGCGAUAACAGGAGGAUGGAUCACAUCUUACAUGGGUAUAUUUAGUUACAUAAGUGAUAUAUCAAGUGUUGAGACGAGGACUUUCAGGAUUGGGGUGACAAAUCUAUGUACAACCGCGGGAGGACCAAUAGCAUCCGCUUUAAGUGGAAUUCUGCUGCAUAAUAUUGGUUAUUAUGGUGUCUUUACAGUAAGCGGUUUACUGUUUUUAUUCAGUAUAUGCUACGGCUUCAUCUUUAUCCAAGACCCUGAACGACCGGUCUCUGAAAAGGAAAUUGAGAAUAAGUCAGCCGACGUAUGGGGCUCCCUCAAAUCCUUUUUCGACACGAAACACGUGAAAGAUACGUUGGCUGUGGCAUUCAAAAAGGGACCUAAUCACAGGCAGACUAAGUCCAUUUUAAUACUGACUUGCAUCGUUCUUAUACACGGACCGUGGUAUGGGGAAUACUCAGUACGUUAUUUGUUCACAAGAUAUCGGUUUAAUUGGGACGCGCUGAAGUACAGUUUCUAUAACACAUUCUACAUCGUGGUGCAUGCUCUAGGUGCGUUGAUCUCAAUAAGCCUAUUCAGUCGCUACUUAAAGUGGGACGAUUCAGUGCUAGGCAUCAUCUCGACUUGCAGCAAAUUUGUGGGCGGCAUAGCCGUUGCUCGCGCCACUACCUCAUUAGAUAUGUAUAUUGCGGUGCUCCUGGAGACAUUCAACGCAACAUCGUUCACAGCAAUGAGAUCCAUCUCAUCUAAACUAGUCACUAGCGAUGAAUUAGGUAAAAUGACAUCAGUAUUCAACCUGACAGAGAUACUGGCGAACAUGGUGUUUGGACCUGCAUACUCCUGGCUCUAUCGAGAGACCCUUUCAGUGAACCCUGGGAUCAUCUAUUACGUCAGUGCUGGUUUCACUGUACCUCCAAUUAUAAUUUUUGUAUGGGUUUUCAUUCAGCACAAAAAGGAUAUUCGUAAAGAGAUGAAUAAGAAUGAAGAAAAUGUAACUACAAAUGUAGAUCCCGGCUUAGAAAUACAAAAUUAG